AUGAUCGGCCUCCUCCAUCUCCCGCCCGAGCUGCAUGCCCUCAUCGUCCAGCAUCUGCUGGUCACAGAUGUCCUAGGGCUGAAGCUGACCUGUGCCUACUUUUACACUCUCAUUCCGGCUCCGUCACACGCGGAAUUGCUGCAGGCCGAGUCGACCGACUGGGCACGCCACCGCGAUGUCUUCACCUGUCGCUACUGUUUGCGACUGCGGCCAGCCGGUCAAUUUGCCGAUCGUAUGCUGCAGCGAAGACGAGGCCGAGCCGGGCGCAACAGCAGCAAACGCUUCUGUAUCGAGUGCGGCUUGAAGCCUCGCGAGGGCACCGCGCGGUAUGGCCCAGGGGCCCAGGUGACCAUCCAUGGGGCCUUUUUUGUCUUAUGCCUUUCCUGUCGACAGUUUCGACCAGGAGCACAGGAUCGCUUCGGUCGGAAUACCUUGGAAUGCCUGGCAUGCUGGGGCCAACGUGACUCGCGUCGACGUGGGGAAGGUGGUCAAGAAUUAUGA
Molecule: messenger RNA, 501 nt
Organism: Penicillium alfredii
Lineage: Eukaryota; Fungi; Ascomycota; Eurotiomycetes; Eurotiales; Aspergillaceae
Product: F-box domain protein
Exons: 1
Coding region: 1-501 (166 amino acids)
Molecular function (GO): protein binding
Source: RefSeq, a predicted model, not a curated record